Messenger RNA from Zeugodacus cucurbitae (melon fly), 1588 nucleotides. RefSeq names its product cytochrome b5-related protein. The record is from RefSeq and is a predicted model, not a curated record. Gene Ontology annotation, biological process: lipid metabolic process. The coding region runs from base 134 to 1438 and encodes 434 amino acids. The transcript is spliced from 5 exons. NCBI's taxonomy places the organism in Eukaryota, Metazoa, Arthropoda, Insecta, Diptera, Tephritidae. Gene Ontology annotation, cellular component: mitochondrion. Gene Ontology annotation, molecular function: heme binding.
AACUGAAUCUUCACUCAGUUCUAAUCGGACCGGUAUUGCUGAUCGAUCGCUGUGUGCUUUUACACUAUCUUUAAUUAAGUACAGAUCCUUGCACGUUUAGCGUUUAUUAGAAAAAAGUGUAUUCAUACAAACAAUGGUUAUAGAAACGUGGAAACAGUCAGGCAUUGCAACCAAAUUUCCUACGUAUCGAAAUUCGAAACUUAUCACAACUAAAGGUUGGCUCGUAGGUAAACAAAAGGACGAUGAAGCCGAAGGCUUAUGGCGAAUCUAUGAUGGCAUCUAUGAUUUCACCGAAUUUAUUAAUAAGCACCCGGGUGGCGAAUUUUGGUUAGUUGAAUCGAAGGGUACCGACAUUACCGAAGCAUUUGAGGCUCAUCAUAUAUCAAAAGCGCCUCAUAAGUUACUUGAAAAGUAUAAAGUACGUGAGGCCAAAAACCCGCGCAUUUAUACACUCACUUUACACGAAGAUGGAUUCUAUAAAAUAUUGCGAGAACGUGUACGUGAGACACUGAAAACAAUUGAUACCACGCCAAAGAGGAAGAGUGAUCUGAUACACUUGUCAUUAUUUGUGUCCAUAUUUAUUUUCGCUGUAUUAAGCGCGCGCCUAAAUAGUUUACUCUUCUUAGCGCUGGCCGGCACAGCGCUAUGUUGGACCACCAUUGUAUCGCAUAAUUAUUUCCACAGGCGCGACAACUGGCGUAUGUACACCUUCAAUUUGAGCAUGAUGAACUUCUGUUCGUGGCGUAUUUCUCAUGCACUCUCCCACCACAUCUACCCUAAUUCAUACUUCGAUUUGGAAUUGUCAAUGUUUGAGCCGCUUGUUUGCUGGAUUCCCAAUCCAUAUAUAAAGAGCAAGAUGAUGCGCUAUCUCUCAAUAGUUACAGAGCCAUUGACUUAUUGCAUUGCUUUUCCAUUACAAAAGACAACAAGAAUCGUCUACUCGCUGUUUAAUAACAACAUUAUGUACUGGCAUGAUAUUCUGCCACUCAGCAUACCACUAGCCAUCUUUCUUUUCUCUGAUCUCUCACUGUUUCUAUCGCUGCGUCAGUGGAUAUUCAUCACAAUGAUUGCCAGUUUUGCUUUCUGUGUAAUCGGUUUAAAUGCUGCUCAUCACGACCCAGAGAUCUAUCAUGAGGGCGAUGCAGCUCGUUUGGAUCGUGAUUGGGGCCUCUUCCAGGUGGAUACAAUUAUUGAUCGAGGUGAUUUAAAGGGAUCACAAUUCUUGGUUUUAACGCAUUUCGGCGAUCAUAUUUUGCAUCAUUUGUUUCCAACUUUGGAUCACGGCAUUUUGCCUCAACUCUAUCCGGUUCUAUAUGAAACUCUCGACCAGUUUAAGGGGAAAUUACGUGAGUGCAAUCAUUUGGAGCACAUGCUAGGGCAGCAUAUGCAAUUGCUACGUACCAAGCCGAAUACAAAGCCUCCGGGAUCUCACAACUAAGAUGUGAUUAAAGGGAAAUUUCAAAUAAUAGUUACAAUUAAAGAGAUUUAGCUGAAUAUAAUUGUUAUCAAAGGCCAGCUUUUAUAUGGUUAGUUUUAAGUUAAUUGUCUAAGCUGAAUUCAAAUAAACUAAUAUUAUUUUGUAAUACGA